Molecule: messenger RNA, 746 nt
Organism: Scheffersomyces amazonensis
Lineage: Eukaryota; Fungi; Ascomycota; Pichiomycetes; Serinales; Debaryomycetaceae
Exons: 1
Coding region: 63-719 (218 amino acids)
Biological process (GO): vesicle-mediated transport
Cellular component (GO): membrane
Source: RefSeq, a predicted model, not a curated record
UACUGAGACUCCUCCUACAGUACUGGGCUAUACACUAGACUACUCCACCAACUCCAUUAAGUAUGAGUUUCUUCAAGGCCUUCCGAUCCAAUAAAACUAACAGUAAUACCAAUUACAGUCCACUAAGUCAAUCCGAUGGUUCUUCCUUACCACCACCAGCAACUCAACCUGCCAAUUCACAGACCAAUUCAUCAUUCUCAGCACGACUUAAAAGACUAAACCCAUUUAAAACAGAUUCUAUUUAUCUUGAAGAUGAUUCAAAUUAUGUUACGUCGGAACCAGGAUAUUUCGAAUUAUCUAAAUGGGAUAGAAUGUUAAUAUUUGCUCUUACAUUUGCUGGUUCAGUAUGUUGUUAUAUGAUUUGUAUAUUUUUAUUCCCAGUACUUAGUCUUAAACCCCGAAAAUUUGCUAUAUUAUGGUCGUUAGGGUCAAUAUUCUUUCUUAUAAGUUUUGGAGUUUUACAGGGUUUUAAAGCUUAUAUGGAACAUUUAUUUCUGUCUACUAGAUUAAUAUUUACUGUAACAUUUGUUACUAGUAUUAUAUUAACUUUAGUUAGUAGUUUAACAUUAAGGAGUACUUUAUUAUCGAUUAUAUUUGCAGCUAUACAAUUACUUAGUGUCAUUUGGUAUACGGUAAGUUAUUUCCCUAUGGGAACUCAAACAUUAAAUCUUGCUGGAACAGUAGCUAGAAGUCAAGUUGAAUCAUGGAUUAAUACUUAAAGGAGAAGUAAUAGUAGUAAUUAUGCA